AUGUCGAAUACAGGAAAUGGAGAGCUUCUCAAGGAUCUCCUCCUCACUGGCAGUUAUAGUGACUUGAAGCUCGUCUGCCAUGGACAACAAUUCAAUGUGCACAAGAACGUGGUUUGUGCACAAUCAAAGGUGCUUGCCGCGGCUUGUAAGGGCGAGUUCGAGGAAUCACGUACAAAUGUGAUCAACGCUGAGGUGUUCGAACCGGAAACAGUUCGGCGGAUGAUCAACUUUCUAUACACGAAAACAUACGAGGUUAAACUUAGCGAAGGUCAGGUCAAGAACCUAGGUCAAACCUCUGGGACUAAAUUUACUAAUGGGGAUGGCGGUUACAUACCUAUCAAAUAUGUUGCAGGUUAUCAAAGGCCCCAGGCGAAACAAAUAAAGAAGGGCCAAAUGGCUGCAAUCAUUCUAUGCCACGUGGAAGUGAAUGCAAUCGCAGACUACUAUGACAUUCCUUCUCUGCGCGACCUCGCCAAUGAUAAUAUCAAGUACAUCCUCAAAUGCCAGUGGGAAGUUGAGAAAUUUUCCGAGAUUAUUGCCCACAGUAUACAGUCCACCACUGAUCCAAAUCUUCAUGAUUUACUGGCUUCAACUACGGCCGAACAUAUUCAAGAAUUACUCACAAUUCCUGACCUGGGUGAUUCACAUGUCUCGAGUGAAUUUUAUAUGGCCAUCAUUAUGCAUACGGGACGCAGGAUUGGUGAGCUCCAGUCUCAGCUUAUGACGAAGGACGUGAAGAUAUCUGGGGUUCAAGAUGAGAACAGGCGAAUUGAUGAGAGAAGAAAGCUCCUCGAAACGGAGAAGAUGAAAGCUGCCGAGCUCCAGACGAGUAUUGAUAAUAUGAUCGAGGCCUUUAAAGACAGGUGCUCUGGGUCUGCAUAUACAUACCACGUUAUCGAGUUUGUGGGUAACAAUGAAAAGAAUGGAAGUGGGCUCUAG
Messenger RNA from Arthroderma uncinatum, 939 nucleotides. RefSeq lists its product as uncharacterized. Gene Ontology annotation, molecular function: protein binding. Lineage: Eukaryota; Fungi; Ascomycota; Eurotiomycetes; Onygenales; Arthrodermataceae. The transcript is spliced from 4 exons. The coding region runs from base 1 to 939 and encodes 312 amino acids. The record is from RefSeq and is a predicted model, not a curated record.